AUGUCGAAUCAAAAUUACAAACAACCUUUGGAUGACUGGGAGGCAUACCGGGACGCGUUAUUCAAUUUAUAUGACCCUGUGUGGUUCCAGGACCAGUAUCAAGUUAGUUCGCCUUCAAGUACUGUCCAUUGGUGGGAGAUCUCAGAAUAUCUUUCGACAAACACUGGUAGAAUCGCAGAAGGAUACAUCCGAGGCGCGCUUCCACUUCACCUCAUACAGAUCAGCAGCAUGCAGCUCAUCGAUCAAGGUCAACUAUUACAUGUAGCGUUGGGUGAAAUAAGAAGAUUUGUUAUCACCAAGCUAAGCAACUGGGCCGCAAUCGCUGAAUAUGACUGGUCGAAGAAGGGGUUCCAGAAAACGUGCAAGAACGUGAUCGCGGAUGCUGCGACGGACAGCACAAAGUAUGCUAUCCUCUCUCAUAGGUGGGGACCAGGCGAGUUGAAUAUCGAGGACGUACGGGAAUUGUCGAAAGUCAACGCGGAGGCUGUCGCCAUGCUCAUGAGGAUGCCACCCACGAACCACGGGCCAGGCUCUCACAAGUUCAAGUUGCUGUCCACUCUAAUCAACGCAAGCGCUGGAAACAGGAAUACUACAGCGGUACAUAUGGCACCAAACCACGUUAAUUCCAGACCCGAAAUCAUUUACGCUCUAAAACACUUCAUCGACUCUCAGGCGUGUCUGACAAUGGGCGGUCCACAGGACGCUGGCCUUCUGAAGCUGAUCAAUUUUUGCUUCGUGGCAUACAACAUGCAUGGAUAUAGAUAUGCCUGGAUUGACACCUGCUGCAUCGACAAGCGAAGCAGCGCGGAACUCGACGAGUCGAUUCGGUCUAUGUUCAAUUGGUAUCGCAGCUCGAGCAUUUGUAUCGUUCACCUUGGGAAUAGCAGACGUCCUAUCAGACCUACUGCCUUUCGAGAUCGACCUUUUGCGGAGAUUUUCAACGAUCCAUGGUUCACUAGAGGAUGGACCCUCCAAGAGCUACUGGCUCCCACCGUGGUCAAGUUCUACUAUGAUGCAUGGAUUUCAAUUACCACUAAUCCAAAUGACAAAAUCCAGCAGGCAUUUACUCCGUGCCCUACCACGCAGAAUGCACUGAUAGAACAAGUCUCCUACAUAACAUCCAUCCCUCUUCUCGAAAUCAUACAUUUUGUACCCGGGAUGCAGAACGUCCGCGAUAGGCUGAGGUGGGCAUCUACACGGGAGACGACACGCGAGGAGGACAAGGCGUACUGUCUUCUCGGGCUGUUGGACGUCAACAUGCCGAUCACAUACGGGGAAGGGGAAAAGGCAUUCCACCGUCUGCAAGCGUCAAUCAUGGAAGAGUCUGGAGACCGCAGCUUGUUCAUCUGGGACGGCAUUCCAUCGUCCAAGUCUUCGAUGCUUGCGCGGGGUCCCGAGUGCUACGCCUGUUCGAACGACGUUAUAGAGGCAAACUUCCUGUAUCCAGAGGAAAUUGUCGAUGUCAUCCAUGAUUCUCUCGUCGAGCCUAUAUAUAUGCUCACCAACUAUGGGUUGAAGAUUUCAGUAUCCCUUUACACCGAAGAGUUUACAAAAGAGUGGUUAUUUGGACCCUCGGUGCCUUACUCCCGUCCGGAGGUUUCCCCGGACUCCCCUCACACCUUCCGAUUGGCCGUUUUAGCAUACAGCACAAUUAUGGAUUUUGACGGGCGCAAGGCUCCUGGUCUUUCAUAUAUGCCUAUAGUCAUGCUUCUCAUUGAGGAGAGAGAGUUGAAUCAUCACUAUUAUCGCAAAUAUCCUUGGAAGCCAUCAGCACUUCCGAUCAGGGAACCACCAGGCUUUCCUACAUCGAUUUUCAUUAGAUAG
This is a messenger RNA of Psilocybe cubensis, 1824 nucleotides long. RefSeq lists its product as uncharacterized. The record is from RefSeq and is a predicted model, not a curated record. The coding region runs from base 1 to 1824 and encodes 607 amino acids. The transcript is spliced from 4 exons. Lineage: Eukaryota; Fungi; Basidiomycota; Agaricomycetes; Agaricales; Agrocybaceae.